Messenger RNA from Kwoniella shivajii, 2466 nucleotides. RefSeq lists its product as uncharacterized. Gene Ontology annotation, cellular component: plasma membrane. The transcript is spliced from 16 exons. The coding region runs from base 1 to 2466 and encodes 821 amino acids. The record is from RefSeq and is a predicted model, not a curated record. NCBI's taxonomy places the organism in Eukaryota, Fungi, Basidiomycota, Tremellomycetes, Tremellales, Cryptococcaceae. Gene Ontology annotation, biological process: cell motility; actin filament organization.
AUGUCAGAUCAACAACCUCUUUCCCCUACGCCUGUGACGAGGCGAGGAGCGAUACCAACCAACAUGGUGACUUACAAGGGUAGACGAAUACCAGCUCGAAUAGAUCCCGAAGCUCGUGUGGCUUAUAUAGUCGAAAUCAUGUCUACAUCUUUCUCCACAAGAGAACACCAUAUCACUUUGUGUCUGAGAGACGAAGCUGAUCACCUCGUUACUCAAAACAAUUUGCCCAGCAAGGUAUACAAUCACGACGUUCUCAAACUCGUGCCCUCCCCUGCAACAGAAGCUCUAGUAGUAGUCACAUCUCUUAAAUCAGCUAUACAUCGAACUUCCCUAGGUGACAGCACAAUCAAUUUACCAACUUCAGCCGAUGCCAUACCACUGAAAUUAGCUUUAUUCAACUUGCAAAAAUAUAUCAAAGAAGAAGAAUUCGCAGUUGAAUUUAUGCUCAAAGGUGGCAUGAAAAUCCUAGUGAGAUUCCUGGAGAGAUCAGAAGGUGGUUUAACUGGAAAUAGUCUUGCUUACGCUUUACAAGGUAUUAGAGGAAUUCUGGAAUUCGAAUCUGGAUGGGGUGAUUUAUCAGAUAAUUUUAUUGAUCGAAUUUUACAAGUUCUUAUAACAGCUUCACAACCUAAUAUAUUGAGACCUGCUACAGCUAUAAUACGUAAAUUGGUCAUAUCGUCUCCACAACUGAAGGACAAUAAACCAGGAUUGAAAAUGCCUGUAACACCUUAUGGUCAAAUCAAAAAAGACCGGAAAGGUAAAGGAAAAGAUAAAGAUUUCAAUGAUAAAGAUAAUAGAGAUCCAGAUAAAGUGAAUCAAUAUGGUUUUGACAGGGUAUAUGGUAGAAUCAAAGGCAUUAUCGGUGAAGAUGAUGAUGGUCAUAAUGGUGUGGAACUUCUCUUCAAGAUCGUCGUGAGAAGGUUAGAAGGAACUGGAGAUCUAGAACUGGUCGCUCAGAGCUUAGGAUUGAUUAACUCGUGUCUUCGUUCGGGUCAUCAAGAAAACUCAAAACAGUAUCCGGAGCUAGUAAAUGUAUUAGAGCAUUUGAGUAUCAGGCGAUAUAUCUCCAGACUUAUGCCCACUUGCGCCAACAAUAUCGUCGAGACUCAGAUAUUGAAUUUCCAAGCGCGUUAUGGUGUGAUCUUGCAACAUCGAAGGUUACGUCCAGUCCGACCCGGCAGUAACACUCAACAAGAGAAAUUGUUACGUGAAGUGUGGGACCUCGGUAGAUUAGGAACUGAUAUCGACGAGAAUACCACCUCCAACAGUGGACACGCGCACAGCCAUACUUCCAGAAAUGGGGCUGCUAGAAAUGCUAUUGGCUGGAAGAGGAUUGGUUUGUGUGAAGAUGGCGAGGAAGACGCUGGCUUUUUGAUGGAAAUGGAAAUGUUUAGAGAUGUAGGCGAACUAGGUUUAGAAUGUCUACAUCACUUCGCAAGUCACGAGGAGAGUUUCAUCAAUCUCAUCAUGGAACAACAGGCUCGUCCUGCCGAACGACGAUGUCCGAUCGGGAAAGCGAGUGCCGAAUGUGUCAAAAUCCUCUGCGAACAUUACAAAAUUUCUCAAGCAGGACAUCAUGCACCGUCCAACUUCCAAUUGUUUUUGCUGAAUUUCACCAAACUCCAUCAACUCGUUCUUCGUUUCUUCCUAAGGAUGUGGUCUGAAUCAGCGUCGCAGAUUCCUGAUUUCCCGAAAGUAUCAUUUCUAGUACGGUCACAGAUCCGUUUAUCUCUGAGUGACGAGGGCAACAAAACAUGGCUUAAUCUGGAACAAGAUUUCCUAGCUACUGAAUAUAGGACAAUAAGGGAUAGACAAAUGGACCUGCUCGAGAAAGAGGAUGGAAUGAUGUCGAGACCUGCUGUGAGGGAAUUGAGGGACAAGCUGGGAAGAGAAGGGUAUGAAGUUCUAUCGGAGCAGAGGAUUGGAUGUAUGCUUCAAGGGGGAUGGUUCAAUUCCGCCAUGGUCAUUACUCCUGGUCUAUCGUCAGCCAUGAGAGCAAAUGCUCAGAAGCCGUUGAGAUUUUUACGAUUAUCGCCUAAUCGACGAGUAUUGGCUUGGGACGAGUUUGCUCGGAGAGUUGAUAAUCCUCCUUUUGAGCAUUUGAGAGAACGAAUCGAGAUAUCGACAAUCACAUCUAUUCGAUCUUCUACAGGUUGCGCAGUCAAUUCACGUUCACCCAAUCUUGUUUCCAAACUAUCUUUCUCCCUCAUUGGAGAGAAUGAAACUAGUUUGUUAGAUCUAGACGCCAUUCACGCUGCUCAAUUAGCAGAAUGGACCGAUGGGAUCAGAGUCCUAAGAGGUGAAGGAGGAAUGGGAAGUAAAGAUUCUGCUGAUUAUAUCCAUAUCCUGGCGGAGUUGGCAUUAAAAGUGAGAUUGCUGGAUAUAACAGGUGAUGGAGUUGAAAUUCCUGACAAGGUGACAUUCGGUAAUGCUCCAAAAAGUUUAGACUUUGUCUUUGCCAAAUAA